Messenger RNA from Effrenium voratum, 582 nucleotides. Lineage: Eukaryota; Dinophyceae; Suessiales; Symbiodiniaceae. The record is from the annotation of a GenBank genome assembly.
AUGGGGCCUGAGAAGGUCUUGGCCGGCACGGAGCUCCUCCAGGAGCUCCAGUCCCUACGGUCGCACACGGAGGCCCUGGAAGCUCGCAUGGCCGAGAGGUUGCAGGCCAGAGCCGUUGUGGAGGAAGAGGAGGAAGAGGAGGGUGCUGGCGACUUAGAGUGUGACUCCCAAAUCGGCUCUGAACUCUGGGGCCGAAAGGAAGUCGCAGAGUCGGAGAGUCGGGUUGGGUCAACGCGGAGGUCGCUGCGCCGCGUAGUGACCCGCAGCUCGGAGUUGCUGUCCCUGCGGAAGACCAGCCAAAGGGACCAGGCACGCCUGGGCAGCUACCCUGUCCCACCGGAGGCAUACAUUUGGUGGUGCAAUCGCUUCCAGGUGCCGGGAGGUGAGAUCAAGCAGACCUUCUCCCACCUCCAGCAGAAGAUCAUGUGGCAGUGGUUCUGGAACGCCCCUGGCCGCUGGUACUGGCGCCUGUCCGCUUGGGCCUGGCCGGUGGGAGUCCCUGCGCUGCUCAUGUACAUCUUCGUCUACAAGUCCUGCGAAUGCGAUGUGGAGCAGUCGAUCAAGGCGAAGACGUGGUGGUGA